AUGUCUUCCCGUCUUUUUGUCUUUUUUCUCAUUUGCUAUGCGACAGCCGACAAAAUCGAGGAAUCAAAUUCUGGUGGAUAUCAGUUAUUCACAUGGAAAUGGGACGAUGUUCACCACGUCUAUGUUAUUACAGUAUGGCUUCUCAUCGCCUCGCUAGCUAAAAUCUUAUUCAAUUUAAUGAAACCAAUAUCAAAAUGGCUACCAGAUUCCUCACUUCUUAUUAUUGUUGGACUGGGACUUGGAUGGGUUCUCCAUCAGACAACAUUGAGUGGAGCUACUUUAGACUCUCAUACUUUCUUUCUUUACUUACUUCCACCUAUCAUUUUUGACGCGGGUUACUUCAUGCCUAAUAGAGCUUUAUUCGAAAACUUCGACUCAGUCCUUGUCUUCUCAGUUUUUGGUACAAUUUGGAAUACAUUCGCCAUCGGAGGCUCACUUCUUCUCAUGGCUCAAUAUGAUCUCUUCACAAUGUCUUUCUCAACUUUCGAGAUUCUUGUUUUCUCUGCACUCAUUUCGGCAGUUGAUCCAGUUGCAGUUAUUGCUGUUUUUGAGGAAAUUCACGUCAACGAAUUUCUUUUUAUCAAUGUUUUCGGAGAAGCACUUUUCAAUGAUGGUGUUACUGUGGUUUUGUAUCAAAUGUUCAAAAGUUUUGCGUUAAUUGGAUCAGAUAAUUUAUCAGUUUUGGAUUAUGCAACAGGCGGAUUAUCAUUCUUUGUUGUCGCUCUUGGAGGAGCUGCAAUUGGAGUUAUCUUCGCAAUUGCAGCUAGUUUGACUACAAAGUACACAUACGAUGUCAGAAUUCUAGCCCCAGUUUUCAUUUUUGUGCUUCCUUACAUGGCAUAUCUUACUGCUGAAAUGGUAUCACUUUCUUCCAUUAUUGCAAUUGCAAUUUGUGGAAUGUUGAUGAAACAGUACAUUAAAGGAAAUAUAACGCAAGCAGCUGCAAACUCUGUGAAAUAUUUCACAAAAAUGCUCGCUCAGUCAUCAGAAACAGUCAUUUUCAUGUUUCUCGGUCUCUCAACAAUCUCUUCUCAACAUCAUUUCGAUCUGAUUUUUAUCUGCGCAACUCUCUUCUUUUGUCUCAUCUACAGAGCCAUCGGAAUCGUUGUUCAAUGCUACAUUUUGAAUAGAUUCCGAAACAAAAAGUUUGAAGUUGUCGAUCAAUUUAUUAUGUCAUAUGGAGGACUUCGUGGUGCCAUUGCAUACGGUCUCGUGGUCUCAAUUCCAGCCUCGAUAACAGCAAAACCAAUGUUUAUCACAGCUACAAUUGCAGUGAUUUACUUCACAGUAUUCCUUCAAGGAAUCACUAUACGACCAUUAGUAAAUUGUCUGAAAGUGAAAAGGAAAGAGGAAAGAGACCGCACAAUGGUGGAGAGUGUUUACAAUAAAUACUUGGAUUAUAUGAUGUCAGGAGUUGAAGAUAUUGCUGGGCAGAAGGGACAUUACACUUUUAUCGAAAAUUUCGAAAGAUUCAAUGCAAAAGUAAUCAAGCCAGUAUUAAUGAGACAUCAGAAAAGAGAGAGUUUUGAUGCUUCUUCAAUUGUUCGUGCUUACGAAAAAAUAACAUUAGAAGAUGCAAUUAAAUUAGCGAAAGUCAAAAACACGAUUCAAAACAAGAGAUUGGAGAGAAUCAAGAGUGAAAAUAAGGUAGCACAAUCUCUUCCUGACAAGAUUUCGUCCAACCAGAAGACGGUGACACCGAGAGAUUUGCAAUUAAAGAAGUUUAUGGAAUCUGGAGAGAAUAUCGAUUCAUUGUACAUGCUGUUCAGUGAUUUAUUGGAUAGAAAGUUACAUGAAAUGAAUACAUCUCCAAUUCAGAAAAAAGAAACGGAAGGUUCGGAUGAUAUUCAAGACGAUUAUAUGGCCGAAGUGGGAUCACGAUCAAACCUAUCAGCAAUGUUCCGAAGUGCUGAACAACUGCCAUCAGAAGAAGCAUUCCAUCGGGGAAGAAGACAAUCAACUGGAGAUUUAAAUGCAACGAAAAGAGCCGAUUUCAAUGUUUAA
This is a messenger RNA of Caenorhabditis remanei, 2004 nucleotides long. RefSeq lists its product as uncharacterized. The record is from RefSeq and is a predicted model, not a curated record. Gene Ontology annotation, biological process: sodium ion transport; regulation of pH; proton transmembrane transport. The transcript is spliced from 9 exons. Lineage: Eukaryota; Metazoa; Nematoda; Chromadorea; Rhabditida; Rhabditidae. Gene Ontology annotation, cellular component: membrane. Gene Ontology annotation, molecular function: sodium:proton antiporter activity. Bases 1 to 2004 code for a protein of 667 amino acids.